GACUUGUAUAAAUGGUGAAAGGAAAUUUACCAAGAAGGAGAAGUAGCAAGGUGCACAUGCAGAUUGCAGACACACUUGGAUAAACCAUCCCUUCUCUCUCUCUCUCUCUCUCUCUCUCUCUCUCUCUCUCUCUCUCUCUCUCUCCAUUCACUCACUUCUUUUCCACACACACAAGAUAAACACAACCUUCAACAAUCUCCCUUUUUCUCUGCAUCAUUCUUCUCACAUCACAAAACAAAUCAUGUUUUUCUAAACAACAAAACAAAAACCUCUUCACCUUUUUCUCUCUGUCAUGGAGCGUUACACGCUACCCUUACCACCCGGAGUUCAUAACACUCUCACUAUACCUUGGACAGAACCACAACAACUAACUUCAUGGACCACACCUAACUCCGAACCUAAACACAACGACCAAGACAUCGCCAUUGCUAUUGCCAUGGGUUCCUCUCUCCCUUUCUUCAAACCCGAACCACAACCCGAACCUGAUAUCAACUACUACAACAUCAACAACAGCGACAACUCUCCCUCCAACUACGUUCAUGUUCCAUUUGAUUCAAAUCCAACUAAAACAACUGAUAACUUUCUCUUACACCAAAACACAAACACCAUGGAUGCAUCAAAUCCACACCCUUUUUUCCAAAACAACAACAACUAUUUCUUCAACAACAACAACAACAACAAUAACCCAUUUGAAAUGGGUUUCGAAAAUGGUUUCUUUAUGGGAAACAACAACACUUCAAUUUCAAACACCUCUGUUUUCAUGGGUGGGUCCCUCGAACUGAGUUCAGCUUCCGAGUUUCCACCGAGUCUCGAACUCGAAGCACCACCACCACCACCACCAGUAGUACCGUUUAACGCUUCUUUUUCGAUGCCUCUUGAGUUGUCGCAACCGCAACAGCAACAACCUACGACACUGUUUCAGAAACGGAGAGGGGCGUUGGAGAUUCCGAGGUUGGAGACAGUGGGGAACAAGAAGAAGAGAAAGGUGGAGAAGAAAUGGGAAGAAGAAGGGAAUGAAGUUGAUGGUGAUGUUGAUGUUGAUGAUUUUUCAGGGUUGAAUUAUGAUUCUGAUGAGAAUGGAAAUGAUUUGAACAAUUCAAAUGGGACUGUUGUUACUGGUGGAGAUCAAAAAGGGAAGAAGAAGAAGGGGCUGCCAGCGAAGAAUCUCAUGGCUGAGAGGCGCCGGAGGAAGAAACUCAAUGAUAGGUUGUACAUGCUUAGGUCUGUUGUGCCAAAGAUUAGCAAGAUGGACAGAGCUUCAAUACUUGGAGAUGCAGUUGACUACUUGAAGGAGCUACUGCAGCGGAUUAAUGAUCUUCAUAACGAACUGGAAUCAACUCCACCUGGCUCACUGCUGCCACCUUCUGCAACUGCAAGCUUUCACCCAUUGACACCCACUCCACCAACCCUUCCCUGUCGAGUCAAGGAGGAUCUAUAUCCAAGUGACUUGCUAAGCCCCAAAAACCAAUCUCCCAAGGUGGAAGUUAGGGUAAGGGAAGGGAGAGCUGUCAACAUUCAUAUGUUUUGUACCCGAAGACCGGGACUUUUGCUUUCUACCAUGAGGGCUUUGGAUACCCUUGGAUUGGAUGUUCAACAAGCUGUUAUUAGCUGUUUCAACGGCUUUGCUUUAGAUGUAUUCAGAGCCGAGCAGCAAUGCAGAGAAGGCCAGGAUGUUCUUCCUGAGCAAAUUAAAGCAGUGCUGUUGGAUUCAGCAGGCUACCAUAGUAUGAAUUGAUUGAAGUUCCUGAUAAAAUGCUACCCUUAUAGAGGUACUAACUGUAGCUGCUGUAGCUUGCUGUUUGUAGAUGCAUUGCUUCUUGUUCCUGUUGGUAAAGGUCUGUGUCUUUAGGCCAAGAUCAAAUAGAUUAGUUUAAUCUGUAGGUGGAGGAGAUAGAUCUUAAAUUUUUCUUUAUGACAAGCAAACUUAUGUUGUUAAAUUUAUGAUUAAGUGGUGGAAUGAAUUGUUUAUUUGUAUUUUUUGCCCA
Cicer arietinum (chickpea) is the source of this 1985-nucleotide messenger RNA. RefSeq names its product transcription factor ICE1. Gene Ontology annotation, biological process: regulation of DNA-templated transcription. The record is from RefSeq and is a predicted model, not a curated record. Gene Ontology annotation, cellular component: nucleus. NCBI's taxonomy places the organism in Eukaryota, Viridiplantae, Streptophyta, Magnoliopsida, Fabales, Fabaceae. Gene Ontology annotation, molecular function: protein dimerization activity; DNA-binding transcription factor activity; sequence-specific DNA binding.